AUGUCGGGAUCCUCAACGGCGCUCGCCGUCAGCAAGCCUCGGUUCAACGUGACGCCCUCCAAGACGACACCCUCCAAGGCCAUCCCCCCAGCUACCGAGUCGCCUGGCAACUGGCAGCACCCUCGCAUUGACGAGAUCACCCGCCGGCAGAGCGCCACCCUCUUCACCAGCGACAAUGUCAAGACGGUCAUCUACAACGUAACUGCACUGUUUGUGGUCGGAUUUGUUCACAGGAUCCAUGAUGACUUUAGCUCAAGAUGGAUGACAGCAGUGUGGUGGGCCUUCUUCGCCUUCUACAUGCUGCCGCUCUGGAAUAUCCUAGUCGCCUGUCUUCCCCUCCUCCGGGAGAAGGAUGACCUGUCCGAUAUUCCCCUCACGCCGGCACAGCGAAAGCUACUUGGCCUCCCGCCCAGCUCGAAGCCGCCAGCACCGGACACCGUCUACAGCACACCUCCACGAUGUUCCCGGACCCCGUCCAUCGCGAGCUCGACCGGCAAGGCCAGCCCGAAUAACUCGCCGCUCUCUGCUAACGGCAGCCCGGGCUCUGGUUCGAGGAUUGGCGGAUCACCAUACUCGCCUGUCGUGAGCCCGCUGCUACAGAAAGCUGUGGGCUACAAUGGACGCCGCUCGACCUCUCAGGGAUCGCCCACCCCUCUUAGCCAGAGCCUGCUCAACCAGAGCGCCGCCUCUUUCAACUCGAGCGUCUUCUCUGAGCCACCUGCAACGCCGAGCCCGCCUGGCGGAAAGAGAAUCAGCGUGGGGCUGAACAACAAGUGGCUAUACGAGAGGAGCAGAAGAUCGUCAAACAAUGUGUGGUCAUAG
This is a messenger RNA of Cryphonectria parasitica EP155, 822 nucleotides long. RefSeq lists its product as uncharacterized. The transcript is spliced from 2 exons. The record is from RefSeq and is a predicted model, not a curated record. Gene Ontology annotation, cellular component: nuclear pore transmembrane ring; nuclear outer membrane. Gene Ontology annotation, biological process: spindle pole body duplication; protein import into nucleus. Bases 1 to 822 code for a protein of 273 amino acids. Lineage: Eukaryota; Fungi; Ascomycota; Sordariomycetes; Diaporthales; Cryphonectriaceae.